CCGCGGCGCUUCUUUUCGCUACAUAAUCUAGACAAGCAGGUGCGCGCCGGAUGAAAUGAAGCACGCGAUUUCUUCCGUAAUCCAUCAUCUCAAUCUUUGACACUUGACAUUGCCAAGCAUGGAGUUUUUGUAGCUUUUCGGUCCUCGGUUGCGUCUCGAUUGCGUGCCGAUCGGUUGUUCCCCGCACUCCGAUCGCUGUGACAGCCCAAGUUGACUGUGGCUCGCUCCCAAACUCGCCAGAACUACAAGUACAAUCGGCCGACCUUGGGCCGCGUCGUCCCCGCCUAUUUUCCGAAUCCAUUCACGCCCGUCCACGUCCGUCCACGCAACGCAAUCGCUCCACCGUCAAACUAUGCGCUUCCGAAAAGCAGCCCGAGUUAUUCUUGUAGGCGCGCCAGGAGUUGGGAAGGGGACGCAAUCGGAGCGGUUGCUGCAGAGGUUUCCACAGCUAUCCUCGAUCAGCUCCGGAGACCUGCUGCGGCACAAUGUCAAGCAACGCACACCUCUCGGAAUCAAGGUGGAGAGCACGAUGAAGGCCGGCGGUCUCGUCUCGGAUGACCUCAUCCUCCGACUCAUCAGCAACGAGCUCAACCAGCGCGGGUGGCUCCACUCGGGCAACCCGUCCGGCAACAUCAUGACGCUAUCCUCCUCCUCCGUCGACAUUUCCGAGCCCAGCCAGUCAUUCCAGCACGAUGCCGAGAUGGCCGCCUUCCUCUCCUCCCCGGCACACGCCCGCGGCUACGGCCAGGCUCGCAUCAACGAAGACCCGUCCGCCUCGUUCCUCCUCGACGGCUUCCCGCGCACAGCCCCGCAGGCCGACCGCCUCGACGAGAUCGUGCCCAUCAACCUGGCCGUGUCGAUCAAGACGCCGCUCUCGGUCAUCAUGGAGCGGAUAAACGGGCGGUGGGUGCACGAGCCGUCGGGGCGUGUGUACAACACGUCAUACAACGCGCCCAAGGUACCCGGCCGUGACGACAUCACGGGCGAGCCGCUCGAGCGCCGGUCCGACGACAGCGAAGAGGUGUACCGCGCGCGGUGGAAGAAGUUCCAGGAGACCAGCGAGCCGCUGCUGGAGCACUACGCUCGCAAGGGCGUGCUGUGGGAGGUGGAUGGCAUGAGCAGCGACGAGAUCACACCGAAGCUCCUAAGCGAAUUCGAGCGGCGGUUUGUUUGAUGGGGCUCGCGCCUCGGCAUAUUUAGAGCGCGGUAUACAGCUUGGGCGGCGUCUUGUACUACCCUCAACGGUGUAUAGAUGGUGGUGGAUUCCUGCUUAACGGGAGGGCGCAUGGCGUUUAUGGGACUGAGUCAUCUCGUCCUCGGGUUUUGGUUACAUCUGAACACUUUGUAGUGUCAGUAUAUGUAAUUCCUACUUCAUCCUUUUUUUCUCGAUAGCGAUACACUAUAUCUAUCAUAUUUACGACG
Chaetomium fimeti is the source of this 1422-nucleotide messenger RNA. Its product is annotated as P-loop containing nucleoside triphosphate hydrolase protein. Gene Ontology annotation, cellular component: mitochondrion; cytoplasm. The transcript has 2 exons. Lineage: Eukaryota; Fungi; Ascomycota; Sordariomycetes; Sordariales; Chaetomiaceae. The record is from RefSeq and is a predicted model, not a curated record. The coding region runs from base 353 to 1174 and encodes 273 amino acids. Gene Ontology annotation, biological process: nucleobase-containing compound metabolic process. Gene Ontology annotation, molecular function: ATP binding; AMP kinase activity.